GGACCGACCGAGCCGACUGAGCACGCGAGCGGGAUGCAGCAGGCGCUGGGCCUGGGCCGCGCGUGCAGCCUCGGCCAUUCCUGCCGCCGCAGCACGGCCACCACUCCUUCCCCCGCCCCUCCACCUCUCCCUCCUCGCACCACCACCACCAGCAAGAGCGGCGGCAGAGCCGUAGCUGUGCGCGCCGAAGCCGCCUCGUCGGCGCCGCGGACGAUGGAAGCCACCAAGCGGGAGGAGCCGACGGUGCUCACGCUGCGGGCCGUGGAGGCCACGCCGGAGUCCUUCGCGCCGUUCGGGCAGGUCAUCGCCGCCUCCCCGGACGGCGACCAGUUCGGGCCCCAGGACGCCCAGCUCGACCUCAGCCGCGGCAUCCCCAGGUUCUACAUCAUGAGGCUGGAGAGCAAGCCGCUCAAGUUCUCCACAAUCACGCACCACGCCGGCGUGACGCAGUGCCUGGGCUCCAUCGGCGGCCAGGACUGGUACCUCGGCGUCGCCAAGCCUUCCGUCGUGGACGGGGCGGCGGAACAGAGUGGCGGCAGGAGCCCCGUGCAGUCGCGCGCUGGGCAUUACUACCUGCCUCCCGAUCCGGCCGAGGUCUGCGUGUUCCGGGUCUCCGGUCCCAAGUUUCUCAAGCUGCACACGGGCACCUGGCACGCCGGGCCGCUGUUUAAGGCAGACGCCGUGGAUUUCUAUAACCUCGAGCUCAGCGACACCAAUGUUGUGGAUCACACCACGCACUAUUUCGAGAAGCAGGAUGGUGUAACCUUUGUGAUCGAGGAUUGAAAUGGCCUAGGCACGAAGCUGUGGUUGAAUGCACCGGCGCACCCACAGCUUUUGUAACGAACGACCCGUAUGUAAAUGUAAUAAGCCACGUAAUAAUACAGUAACGUGAUUACAAGUUACAAGCCACGUAUGUCUGAC
Molecule: messenger RNA, 921 nt
Organism: Lolium perenne
Lineage: Eukaryota; Viridiplantae; Streptophyta; Magnoliopsida; Poales; Poaceae
Molecular function (GO): ureidoglycolate hydrolase activity
Source: RefSeq, a predicted model, not a curated record